GAUCUCAUCUGUUUGACAUUUACGUGUUCAGUAUAACAGUUUAGAUAAUUCUUUGAAAAAUAAUACAUAUUUUGAAAAUUUCUCUACUCUCUUACUCUGCGAGACCUUUAAAAUUGAUUUUGCUGUUAUGUUGUUAGGUAGUUUAGCUCGUUAGCUGUAAAACAGUAGCUCACACAGUCAGAAAAUAUUGACGUAUAAGUGUUAUAAAAUAAGUAAUAAAGAUGUCGGAUAAGAAUCUGACACUGGGUCAGCGUGUGAUGGUGAUAGGGAAGGAAGUAAAAGGGUCCAUUGCAUACGUCGGCAACCCAACAUUCGCGUCCGGGAAAUGGAUUGGUAUCAUUUUGGAUGAGCCCAAAGGCAAAAAUAAUGGUACACUGCGCGGACAUGCAUACUUCAGCUGCGAAGAGAAGUACGGCGUGUUUGUGAGACAGACCCAGAUACAACUCUUGGAUUCAGAAGACAACCCCAUGGACACCUCCAUGACGGCUUCCACCGAGGAAACCAAACCUACUAGACGUCUCAGCAGUAUAACAGUGGCCCAGAGGUCUAGACCGACCACGGUGCGGCGAAAGGCGUCACCGGCGCAGACGAAGACUGGAAGCCUGUCCAUGUCGAGUUCCAGAACCUCCCUGGCCAGCAGCCGUCAGUCGUUGACGUCAUUCGUGUCCCCGACGACCGAGAGAGGGACUUCCCCCGAUCUCACAAAACGUGCUUCCUUUGUUGAGACUGGUUUCGUGGAGACUUUAACACCUCAAUACACUCCGGGUCAGAGUUUGACCUCGCCAUCAACAGCCUCCGAGGAUAAACUGGCGAACAUACAGGCGCAACAGGAGAUUGUGAACCUAAAAGCUGAGGUGGAAGAUUUGAAGGAGAAGCUGGAAACUCUGAAAGUCAGACGGGCCGAAGACAGGGAGAAGCUUCGAGAGCUGGAGAGAAUGAGGUUACAGCUGGACCAGGCGAAUGAGUUCAAGGCAAAGAUCAUGGAGUCACAGGCACAGCUGCAAAGGGACCUGCAGAGGGCCAAACAAGAGCUGCGUGAAGCCCAAGAAGCCCUGGACCAGCACAACGACGAGACAGCUGACCUGCAAGAGGCAGCUGAAAUGGCGGCUCUUGAUAAAGAAAUGGCGGAGGAGAGGGCGGAGGCUCUACAGCUGGAGCUGGAACAGGCGAGGGAGAAGCUGGAAGAGGCGACGCUAGACCUGCAACUCAUGAGGGCUGAGAUGGAAGCUGGCGGGAAUAUACAGCUCGCUGCGAUGAAUGAAGAACACCCGUAUGCAGCGGGCGACAGUGGCGCCACCGGUUACGAGGUGAGGCAACUACAGCAACAGAACGUCCGUCUGAGGGACACGCUAGUCCGCCUCCGAGACCUCUCCGCCCACGAUAAGCAUGCAAUGCAGAAAAUGAUGAAGGAUUUGGAGCAAUACAAGUCGGAGAUAGCUGAACUGUCGAGGACUAAAGAGAAGCUGUCAGCGAGGGUUGAGGAGUUGGAGGCUCAGGUCGCUGAUCUCAGAGAACAGGUGGACGCCGCUCUAGGCGCUGAAGAGAUGGUGGAACAGUUGGCUGAGAAGAAGAUGGCUUUGGAAGAUCAGGUGGAGCAGCUGAAGCAGGACGUAUCAGAGCUGGAGGCGCUGCAGGAGGUUCACGAACAGCUGGUGGAGUCCAACCGGGAGCUGGAAAUGGAUCUGCGCGAAGAGCUGGAAAUGGCGCACGCUGCUACCCGGGAGGCGGCCCGUGAGCGUGAAGCGGCCUUGGAGACGAUCAUGGAUAGAGAUGCGACUAUCAUCAAGUUCAGGGAGCUGGUGCAGAAGAUGACGGAACAGCAGAACGAGCUCAAGAGCCAGGUUGAGAAUAAACAGGGUGACCACGAGCCGUCUCCGGAGGGCGAAGCGCCCGAGGCUGCGCCCCGCGAGCUCGGAGCCCUGGUGCUCCAAUCCAGGGCUGCCACCCGCUCUGUAGACCUGCAGUUGAGGGCUCUCGAGCUGGAGCAGGCUCGGGCCAGGGCUGAUAGAUUGGCGGCGUGUCUACCUGAUCAUUUCAUGGCACCCAACGGUGAUCACGACGCCAUCAUGUUCAUUCUGCUUCUACAGCGGUUGGACACCAAGUCCGAGAUCAUACUCGGACAGAUCAGGGAGAAGUUCCCACCUGUGAACGUCUGGGAUAAGGAAUCGGUUAUGAGAACCCACACAGCUGUCCAGUACAGCUUCAGAUGCCAGCUGGAAUACCAGCUGCAAAUGAUACAGUGCAUGACAUCUAUGUGGUCUGGUGCGCUGGAGCGCUGCAGUCCUGAACUACUACUGCGAGCUGCUUCAGCGCUGCCGGAUGCUGCAGCACAGGAGAGAGCACUAGAUGCUGCGACCAGUCUGUUGAAGAACAAUGAAUUAGAUGAGAACAGCUCUUUAGAUGGCAUGGAGCGCUGUUGGUCCUAUCUAAGCGCUAUGUGGUCCGCUCUGAACAUGUCGUCGGUGGAAGGCGCGUCUUGUACACGGGAUGUGUUGCUACACUCGUGUUUCGCCCUGGACGCGCUCGCGAGAGCCCUAGCAGCUGAUGGGGCGGCAUUACAGCAUGUUAUGCUGCCGUCCGAUCAUCAGCAAGAGCUGGGACAGCUGCACGAGGCCAUCCAGUCCAGCUGCUCGUCCCUCCAGCAGCAGCUGAAGAGCGUGAGGCGCAGGCUCCAGCCUGGAGUCAAGCCCUCCACUCUGCCUAUAGACGCUCAGCUGGUGGAUCGUCUCCGGGGGUCCACAGCGGCGUCUCUGAGCAAGUGCGCCCGCGCCACCUCCCUCGCCGCCCGGGCUGCUAGCGCCUGCGCCGACACGGCCGGGGAGAGGGGCGAAGGCGCUCCGCUAGCCCACGCAGCCAUACAAGCGGUGUGGCUGGCGGCCUUCGAUAAGAUAUACCAGCAGGAAGAGCAGGGCGUUGUCAAAACUGUGAAGAACGCGCUGUCACAGACGGCCAAGGACGUAGACGCGCUGGCGACCUUCGUGAGGGACCGCGAGUACGACCUGAUGUCCAGCACCAACGGAGCUGAUGAUAUGCCGACUCCGCCAAUAGUGCUCCGAGCGCAGCUGGUGAAGAAACAGCUGGAAGAGACGAAGACCUUGACAAUAAGGCUUGAGAAUAAGGAGGCUGAUAUUAAAGAACUGAAGAAGGCGCUGAAGGCCAAGCAAGAGGAGUUGUCUGAGAUGCAAAUAAGGCGGGAGCUGGGCGAGAGGAAACUGGUCGCUGCGGCGAGGGACGCCGAGCUGAAGUCGCAGCAGCUGCAGCGGCGGCUGGACGACGCGCAGAACCAGUUCAAGAGGAAAGAGAAGGAGUUCGAGGAGACUAUGGACCACCUGCAGCAGGACAUAGACCUGCUGGCCAGCGAACGAGGAGCUCUCAGGGACAAGCUGAAGCUAUACGCUAAGAGGUCACACCACGCUCUAUCGUCGCCGGUGGCUGCGAGGGAGUACCCACCGUCGCCGGUGGCGUCCGCUCCGAGGGAUAUCCAGGAAACGCCAGUGAAGGUCACACCUGGAGUCCCACCUGGAGAGGUCAACGAGGCUUUGCAGCACCAGCUCAAAGUGCUUAGCUGGGCGGUGGAACGAGAGCGUGCGGCGCGGGUAGCCGCCGUUGGUAGGGCGGAGCGCGCGGCGCUCAGGGCGCUCCGCCCUCUACACCACCCAGCGGCGCCGGAGCACGCCAAGAGGAGGGCGGCUGCUGCUGCCUUGGAGACGGAACUGUCCAAACUGCAGGCUGAGUGGACUCUGUUCGUGGCUAGAUCGGGUCUGGUGAAGUUCCCCUCGGAGCCCGGCCAGUACGCGCGGGCCUUAGAACAGCACAAGGAGAAACAGAGACGAGUGAGGAAACAGCUGGAGGAUAAGCUGAUCCGGCUGCAGGUGGAGGCUCGCUCGCUGUUGUUGACUCACCGUCCUUGGCGCGUCUCACUCGCAGACCUCGCGUGCUUCCCAGCACCGGACCUGGCCGCGGCCCUGGACCCCAAGACGGUGGAGGUUGGCACCAUCACGUACCCCGCGGGCGCGGGGCUCAGCGACGACACGAUAUACGUCACGCCCACCCAGCUGGCCAAGUUGCGCGAGAUAGUCACCGAGCUCCAGUCGGACGAGGUUCAGCUCGACCUCAAGCCGCUGGACAGCACCGUGUGCGCAGCUUGAAUGUAAACAGCUCACGACACGUCCGAGCGUGUCUGUGUGUGUGUGUGUGUGUAACACAUACAUGCAACAAGUAGUAGCCUCAUCUGAAUUCCAUGUAACGCGCGUGUGUGCGUGAUAGGCGGGGUCGUCAUGGCAACCUUUGCUAGGGCGACCGAACAGUGUUAUCGUCGGCGCCGCGCGUGCCCGACGACAGCUGUCAGGGCGUCUCCACGGCAACGGUCGCCAUGGCAACCGCGCAGUGGCAGCUGUCAGUGUGACAGAUGGCGUUCUGUAGAUAAUUGUAGAGUCACUUAUGCGCGUGCAACAUGACAUUUAUCACGCACACAUUAACUGUCAUAUAUAAACAUGAGCGCUCAGCUGUUAUCUCACGAUCAUAGGUCAUUGUCCAGUCGAAGGCUGUAUUGAUGUCUGUAACUACCACAAUGCAACUGUAUUAAAUCUCGGCUGAAUAUACAAGACCGUGUACAUAAUGUAUCAUAGGAUUAAUAAAGUAAAAAAAAAACUUUCUAACCAGUCAUUCAUUUGAAAGAUAUAUAGAAACUUUUUGCUUAAUUAACUCUUUAGUCCCUACUUUAAUUCCUUAUUGUGAUAUCCAUCUAUAUCUAAGUUAACAACUUAAUGUAGUGUUAAUGAAAUUAAGAAAAAAAAACCUUAUCAAUUCAUAAUGCUGAGGGAAAUUCCUUAAUUACAUGAAAAUUAAUUGUUUAAUUUCUCUUGAAUUACUUGCAACCGACCGUCUCGCUCACUAUAGUUGUUCUAGUGGAGAGUUGUGAGACAUAAUAAAGGCUUAUUUAUUAAA
Molecule: messenger RNA, 4947 nt
Organism: Danaus plexippus (monarch butterfly)
Lineage: Eukaryota; Metazoa; Arthropoda; Insecta; Lepidoptera; Nymphalidae
Gene: DCTN1-p150
Product: dynactin subunit 1
Exons: 34
Coding region: 222-4148 (1308 amino acids)
Source: RefSeq, a predicted model, not a curated record